AUGGAGAGGUACCCGAGUGAUGCUGACCUAGACAUGUGCCCCGUGUGCGGGGACACGGUGUCCGGGUACCACUACGGACUACUGACCUGCGAAAGUUGUAAGGGAUUCUUCAAACGCACGGUUCAAAACAACAAGAGUUACACUUGUUCAGAAAGCCAAGAUUGCAGGAUCGAUAAAACUCAGAGGAAGAGAUGUCCUUUCUGUAGGUUCCAGAAGUGCCUUCGUGUUGGAAUGCGAUUGGAAGCUGUCCGAGCAGACAGGAUGCGUGGUGGCAGGAACAGGUUCGGCCCAAUGUACAAGCGCCACCGUGCCCUCAAGCAGCAGAAAAACGCUCUGCUCCAGAGUCACGGUCUCAAGGCAGAAUACACCCCGGGUCUUAUUUCUCCUCCAACCAGGACACCGUUCAACUUCACCAACAUCAACAUUAACACCACCCCCAGCGACACCAUCACCUCCGACCUCCAUCCACAAACUCACAGCGGCUACAGCUUCUACCAAAACCAACCACGCCACGAGAGCCCCCAGCACUACCACGUAUCGCCACUGGGGGCGCUCUACUCGCCGGUCCAUGCCAUGGCGGUGAUUGGCGACUGCUCUGGCAUCCCCGGCAUCCCCCAGGCCCAGUGCUCUGGCUCCUUCUCGGCCCAGGGGCCUGCACUGCCUCACCUGCUGGUUGAAUUCCUGCGUUGUGAGCUGGAUGAGCUCCAGGUGCGGAGUAAGAUCAUUGGCCGUCUCGAGCAGAUGCAAGGGGAAGGGGGGUGGGGUGGGUAUGGGGUGACCCACAUGUAUCUCAUGGUGGACCAGAUGCUGUUCUACAUCGUGGAAUGGGCUCGUGGGAGCGUCUUCUUCAAAGAGCUGAAGGUGAGUGACCAGAUGAAACUGCUGCACCACUGCUGGUGUGAGCUGCUGGUCCUGGACAUGGUCUCCAGGCAGCUCCAACAUGGCCGACAGGGAAGUCUGGUCCUGGUCACUGGACAGGAGGUGGAUCUGCCGGCAUUAGUCAGCCCUGCCGGUCCCCUGCUCAGAACUCUUGUCCAGAAGGGACAGGAUCUGGUGGAAUCCUUCCGGGAGUUGCAGGUAGACCGCAAUGAGGUGGUCUGCUUCAAGUUUCUCAUCCUCUUCAAUACAAAUGUGAAACACGUUGAAAACCAGUCGUUUGUGGAGAAUGUCAAGGAGCAAGUUCAUAGGGCGCUGCUUGAAUAUACACUGUGUGCCUAUCCCCAAUUCCUUGACAAGUUUGAUAAGCUGCUACUGUGCUGGUCAGACCUAUGUGCCCUCAGCACGCUUGCUGAGGAGUAUCUAUGUUCUAAGGAUAUUUGUGGUGAAGUGCCCUGUAACAAUCUGCUUAAUGAGUUGCUGCAUGCAAAGCACCAUUCCAUGUGAAAGAUGCUAUG
This is a messenger RNA of Gadus chalcogrammus (walleye pollock), 1394 nucleotides long. RefSeq names its product nuclear receptor subfamily 5 group A member 2-like. NCBI's taxonomy places the organism in Eukaryota, Metazoa, Chordata, Actinopteri, Gadiformes, Gadidae. The transcript is spliced from 7 exons. Gene Ontology annotation, molecular function: RNA polymerase II cis-regulatory region sequence-specific DNA binding; zinc ion binding; nuclear receptor activity. Gene Ontology annotation, cellular component: RNA polymerase II transcription regulator complex. The record is from RefSeq and is a predicted model, not a curated record. Bases 1 to 1383 code for a protein of 460 amino acids. Gene Ontology annotation, biological process: regulation of transcription by RNA polymerase II; hormone-mediated signaling pathway; tissue development.